AUGUCAAACAUCUCCAUAUUUUGGGCACAACUCAUUAUCUGGACCGGAAUGGACCUGACACCGCUUGCGCAAGAUCCCACGGAGAAGGCUCAGAUCAGGAUUAUUCUUGACCUGCUGUUGCCGCACGUCAAGCGAUGGAAAGUCUUAAACAUCAGGCUUCUUCACUCUAGCUCCCCUCCGCUCCCAUGUGCCGACUUAGUCGGCCAUGCGGAGGAGCUAGUUCAACUGAACCUCGACUUCAUUAUCCGCGAUGCGGUUAUCUCCCUGGGCGGCGUCCACUUCCACGAAGCAUACGUGGAGCCUCUCCGCCGGUCGCUGAUACCACCCAAGCUUCGCUUCCUCACUCUCACCGACUGGCACCACAUACCUGGCCCCCUCACCGAUCUCCUGCAGGCUCUCGUGGCCUGCCCGAGCGUGGGUCUAGUCUACUUCAUGAACCUCCAGCUCGACGUCUCUCACACUGGACCACCCCUCUCGUGCGCAUACUACUGGGGUGCCAACGUGAGCUUCACUGGUAUGUCCGGAGACGCCAUCGCGGAGUUCAACCGCCUCCUCGACUAUCCCUACCUCGAGGACUAG
Fomitopsis serialis is the source of this 579-nucleotide messenger RNA. RefSeq lists its product as uncharacterized. NCBI's taxonomy places the organism in Eukaryota, Fungi, Basidiomycota, Agaricomycetes, Polyporales, Fomitopsidaceae. The record is from RefSeq and is a predicted model, not a curated record. The transcript has 2 exons. Bases 1 to 579 code for a protein of 192 amino acids.